CGCGCGCGCCGCGCCGCGUGCCCACCCCGGGGUGGCUGCUGCAGCCUGCGCUGCCUCCGCCACUGCCGGCCGCCUGCGGAGCCCGAGCGGGAGCCGGCCGGCGCCCAGCCCGACGAGGGGCUCCCGGGCCGCGGGGGCGGGCGGGCGAUGCUCCAGCAGCCCGGCCAGCCAUGGAGGCCGAGGCGGGCGGCCUGGAGGAGCUGACGGAUGAGGAGAUGGCGGCGUUGGGCAAGGAAGAGCUGGUGCGGCGUCUGCGGCGGGAGGAGGCGGCGCGCCUGGCGGCGUUGGUGCAGCGCGGCCGCCUGAUGCAGGAGGUGAACCGGCAACUGCAGGGUCACCUGGGCGAGAUCCGCGAGCUCAAGCAGCUCAACCGGCGCCUGCAGGCCGAGAACCGCGAGCUGCGCGACCUCUGCUGCUUCCUGGACUCGGAGCGCCAGCGGGGCCGGCGCGCCGCGCGCCAGUGGCAGCUCUUCGGGACCCAAGCCUCCCGGGCCGUGCGCGAGGACCUGGGCGGCUGUUGGCAGAAGCUGGCGGAGCUGGAGAGCCGCCAGGAGGAGCUGCUGCGGGAGAACCUGGCGCUGAAGGAGCUUUGCCUGGCCCUGGGCGAGGAGUGGGGGCCCCGCGGCGGCAGUGGCGGCGCGGGGGGCUCAGGCGCUGGGCCGACACCGGAGCUCGCCCUGCCCCCCUGCGGGCCCCGCGAUCUAGGCGACGGCAGCUCCAGCACCGGCAGCGUGGGCAGCCCCGACCAGCUGCCCCUGGCCUGCUCCCCCGAUGACUGAGGGUGCCGCUGCUCCCACGCGACGCCCGUCCUGAUUGCUCCCGGAGCGCCGCGAUCGCUGUGAACCCCGAACCGGGACGCUCCUCGAGGGUGCACCUGGAGCCGCCGGCGGGGCCUGAGAAGCCCCGGCACCAAGGAGGGCCCCCCGCUCUCGCUGGCGGGGCAGCAGGGGGACUGGAGGUCGGAUUGGUGGGACUUGCUGGGGAGGGUUGGGUGGGGCCUAAUAAACCGGGACCGAAGCGGAGCCCGAAGUCUGGGCAGUUUGUCUGAGGCUCGCCGGGGUUAGGGAGAGGGCGGGAAUGCCUGGACCGUGUGCCGCUCCCAUCUGGAGGGGCUGCGACCCAAGGCGGCUCUUUCCCAUCAUCUCGAGUCUGGGGCGCGUUAAGGGACAGUGGUAAACCUCCGGCUUUGCCUUGGGGGCCCCCCGGGACGGGCAGGAAUCCCGCCCCUCAAGUGGCUCGAGCUCCCUUCCCGGCUCCUUCCUGUCCAAGACAAUGGGGGCAGGAAGCAGGUGUUGGGGGCCUAAAACCCACUGUCUGGCUGCUGUGGAAG
Messenger RNA from Perognathus longimembris pacificus (Pacific pocket mouse), 1330 nucleotides. RefSeq names its product coiled-coil domain containing 85B (gene Ccdc85b). Gene Ontology annotation, cellular component: nucleus. NCBI's taxonomy places the organism in Eukaryota, Metazoa, Chordata, Mammalia, Rodentia, Heteromyidae. Bases 171 to 779 code for a protein of 202 amino acids. The transcript has a single exon. The record is from RefSeq and is a predicted model, not a curated record. Gene Ontology annotation, biological process: negative regulation of DNA-templated transcription.